UCUCUCUAUGCAUUCGACAAAUUUACAUGUGCUUUUGUGUUUUCGGGAGUGCUGAUAGUGUUUUCGACUCUAAAAUAAAAGUGUAUUAAACUUUUUGUGUUUCACUUGUUUUUUUAAACUUUGAUCAAAACUAAAAGAUUUAUAUAGAUAGUGAAAAAUGGUUCGAAAUUAUAAGCGUAAAACACAAUCGAAUAUUGACGAAAGCAAGAUGAGAAAGGCAGUUGCAGAUGUCUUAAACGGUGUAGAAACGCCAACGUCUGCAGGUAAAAAAUAUAAUUUAAAACGACAAACCAUCGAAUCCCGAGUAAAGAAACAAGAUCCUUUAGCCGGUCACACGGCUGGAGAUGCUAUUUACCAGUCAAAAUUUACCUUGAGACAAGUUUUUACGAUGAAGGAAGAAAUCGAACUAGUGGACUACAUUAAACAGUGUUGUUAUUAUCAAUAUGGGUUAUCAUAUAAAAGUUUUCAGAAGUUGGCAUACCAAUACGCUGUCGCUAACGGCAAAGACUUUCCUGAAAAAUGGAAUGUUCAAAAAGAAGCUGGGGAGGAUUGGCUAUAUGGUUUUAUGAAACGGAAUUCGAGCCUAACUCUUCGUAAGCCAGAGCGAACUAGUUUAGCAAGACUAAAAGGUUUCUCAAAAAAAGCUGUCGACGAAUUUUAUUUAAACUUAAAAAAACUUUAUGAGGAGUAUUCAUUUCAACCAAAUGAUAUAUACAAUUUGGAUGAAACUGGUAUUACGACCGUCGUUGAUUCGCCAAAGAUAAUUGCAACGAAGGGUCAACGACAAGUUGGGCAAGCUGUUUCAGCUGAGAGAGGCAGUUUGGUCACCCUUGUAGGAAUAAUCAACGCCAGUGGAAAUCGGCUUCCACCAGCUUACGUUUUUCCACGCGUACGAAAUAGUUCCCAAUUUUUAAAUGGAUGUGUUUCGGGGUCUAUCGGGUUAGUCAGUAAAAGUGGUUGGAUGAUGUCGGAAUUGUUUAUAGACGUUCUUAAACACAUUCAAAAUAACACAAAAUGUUCUAAAGAGGGACCGAUUCUUUUGCUUCUCGACAACCAUUCAUCUCACUGCAGCGUUGACUGCAUCAAUUAUUCACGGGAUAAUGGAAUACAUCUAUUGUCGUUUCCCCCUCAUACUUCGCACCAAGUGGACGAAGAUGGUGAGGCGGUCGAUAAAAUUUUAGAUGAGUUGGAUAUGAAUGUUGAAGUAGUGCUUUCAUGCCGGCGUAGAGUUGAGUAUGAAGUCACAAAGUCACCAGUAUGGCGAAAUGAAAUCUUGAAUAAAUUCGACGAAAACCCGUUCCGCCAAAUGCUUCGACCGCAAGUGGGAGUGGUUGCUGCGAAACUGUUGGAGGUGGAACUCCUGGCAGCGAGGCUAUUUAUUGGCGGACAUAUUGUUGGUGGGGAAAUUAUUUGCGGUGGCGAGGCUAUUUGCGGUGAUAUUGCUGUUGGGGAGAUUAUUUGCGGUGGAAAUGCUGGUGGCGAGGCUAUUGGCGGUGAAAUUGCUGGUGGAAAAACUAUUGGCGGUGAAUAUACUGGUGGGGAAAUUGUUGAAAGCUGUGGCGCGAUAAGCAGCAAGUCAUUGCCCGUGUCGACAGCGCAGAAAUUAUUUUGCGCAUUCGAUUUAGCUUCGAAUUUUGUUUAG
Messenger RNA from Bactrocera dorsalis (oriental fruit fly), 1642 nucleotides. RefSeq lists its product as uncharacterized. Gene Ontology annotation, cellular component: nucleus. The transcript has 5 exons. Bases 158 to 1642 code for a protein of 494 amino acids. Gene Ontology annotation, molecular function: DNA binding. The record is from RefSeq and is a predicted model, not a curated record. NCBI's taxonomy places the organism in Eukaryota, Metazoa, Arthropoda, Insecta, Diptera, Tephritidae.